Molecule: messenger RNA, 3616 nt
Organism: Neltuma alba
Lineage: Eukaryota; Viridiplantae; Streptophyta; Magnoliopsida; Fabales; Fabaceae
Product: disease resistance protein RML1A-like
Exons: 5
Coding region: 26-3616 (1196 amino acids)
Biological process (GO): signal transduction; defense response
Molecular function (GO): ADP binding
Source: RefSeq, a predicted model, not a curated record
AAAACACUAUACACAAAACCCAGAGAUGGUGAAGCAGUGGAAACGUGCUCUUUUUGAAACUGCAAACUUGGCUGGUUGGGACUCUCGGAUCUAUAGGGACGAAUCACAACUCAUUCAUAAUAUUGUCAAUGACAUUUUGAAAAGAUUGGAGCACAUGUAUCCAAGUACAUUACAAGGUCUUGUUGGAAUUGAAGAGAACGCUGAUUGUAUUGAAUCAUUAUUGGAAAAUGCCUCAAUAAUUGGAAUUUGGGGCAUGGGUGGUAUAGGCAAAACAACUAUAGCUAAAGCUGUAUUCGCCAAGCUCUCCUUCCAAUUUGAAAGUAGUUGUUUUUUUGAGAAUUUAAGAGAAGAAUCAGAAAAAUAUGGACUAAAGCAUAUACGUGAUAAACUUCUUAGAGAACUAUUGAUGGAAGAAGAGUCCAUGGUUAGGUCCACGUCAUUUGCCAUGAGAAGACUUAGUUGUAAAAAAGUUUUCAUUGUGCUUGAUGAUGUCAACAAGAUAAAUCAAUUAGAAUAUUUGGCCAAAGAAUGUCAUGCCUUGGGACCUGGUAGUAAAGUCAUCAUUACUACGAGAGAUAAACAUUUGCUUCUUGGAAGAGUAAAUGAAAUAUAUGACGCCAAGCCAUUGAGCGAUUACAAAUCAGUUAGCCUUUUCAACCUCAAAGCCUUUCACAAAGAUGAUUAUGAAAGCGGAUAUGAAGAACUAUCUGAGAGAGUUGUUGCUUAUGCUAAAGGCAAUCCUUUAGCUUUAAUCACCUUGGGUUCAUUUCUAUAUUCCAAAACUAUAGAUGAAUGGGAAAGUGCAUUGACAAAAUUGGAAAAGACAAGCCAUGAAGAUAUUCAUGCAGUGUUAAAAUUGAGCUAUGAUGGACUAAACUUUGAAGAGAGAGAAAUGUUUUUAGAAAUUGCUUGCUUUCUAAAAGGUGAAAGUAUUGCUAAAGUAGUAGCUCUUUUAGACAGCUAUGGCUACCAUGCAACAAUUGGCUUGAGGACCCUCGUAGAUAAGGCCCUCAUACGCAUUUCUUCUUAUUAUGUGGAGAUGCAUGAUUUAAUACAACAAAUGGGUCGUGAAAUUGUUCGUCAAGAGUGUGUAAAAAAUCCUGGAAGACGAAGUCGACUAUGGAAUCCUGAUGAAAUCUAUGAUGCAUUGAAAAAUAAUCGGGUAACUGAUGCAGUUGAAGGCAUAAGUUUAGAUUUGUCUCAAAUUGGAGAUAUAUGCUUAACUUCCAACACCUUAAAAAAGAUGCCUAAUUUGAGAUUUCUCAAAUUCUAUUCAUCUAAUUCAGAUAGAAGGUCAUGUGUGAAUAUUCCCUCAAGCCAAGGGUCAUUUUCCAAUCAUUUAUCUUAUCUUCAAUGGGAUAAUUUUCCUUUUGAGGCUCUACCAUCAUCUUUUUGUGCAGAGAAACUUGUUGAACUUAGUAUGAAUGGCAGCAAGCUUAAAAAAUUGUGGGAUGGAACACAGGAUUUGGUAAAUUUAAGGGGAUUAGACCUUGGAGGAUCUAAGCAAUUGGCAGAGCUGCCUGAUUUCUCCAAGGCACGGAAACUUGAAUGGGUGAAUCUCUUCUCAUGUGAAAGUUUAAGCCAUCUGCAUCCCUCUAUUUUAUCUCUCCAUAGAUUAAAGUCUUUGGGGCUCACUAAUUGCAUAAAGCUGAAGCAUUUGCAAAGCGAGAGCCCUUUAAAAUCUCUAGAGAGCCUUAGUGUUGAUAAUUGCUAUGGUCUCAAGGAAUUUUCAUUAUCAUCAGAGAGCAUGACAGUUUUACAAUUAAAUAGAACUGGCAUUGAGUCAUUGGGCUCUUCAAUUGGUUAUCUCCAGAAACUCACUAGUCUCUCACUCAAUUGCUCAAGACUAAAGAAUAUUCCAGUCAAUGAGUUUUAUGGACUGAGAUCUCUAAAAGAUCUUACUUUUUCUGAUUGUGGAGAGAUAAUUGAUGAAUCAAAGUUAUAUAUCCUAUUUGAUGCUUUACAAUGUCUAAUAAGUAUUCAUUUGGAUGGGAGUUGCAUCUUGACCGAGCUCCCCGACAAUAUCAAGCAUCUAUCAAGACUAGAAUUUCUUUCCUUGAUAAAUUGCAAGAGCCUUCAAUCUUUACCAGAGCUUCCUCCAUCCAUCAAAGACUUAGAUGCUACCAACUGCACAUCAUUGGAGACGCUAAUACUCACUUCUCAUACUGAAUUUCCAUUGUUGCCACAGCAAAUAAUGCAGAAUUUAACACCCUAUUCCUCAAUCAGGUAUCUCAGAAAUCUAAGAAGGCUUAUUCUUUCAUGUUGCAACAUAGGGAACCGUUCACUUUCCCAUAUUAUGGCGUUUGCUUACUUCUGUUUGAAGCGUGGUGUGCAAACAAAUCAAAUGGUUGAUGUUUGCUGUCCAGGAAGAGAAGUUCCAGAUUGUUUUAAACAUAAUCAGACAACUAAGGCUCCCAAUUUCAUAACUAUUGAGCUUUCUUCAACCAUGAACAACUUGCAAGGCUUCAUUUUCUACUCUGUUCUUCCGCAGAUCACUCCAAAGGAAAGCUGUUCUUACAGAGUAAAAUGCCAAAUUUAUGAUGAAGAUGGUGAAUGCGGCACAAGCUUGAGUUUUGUUAUAACAAAUGUUAAUUCACACCAUGUUUUUCUGUGGACCACUCAUAAAAACAUAUUCACAAAAUAUCCAGACGCCAAUUACAAGCCAAAGCUUUCAUUUGAAUUCUAUGUUGUUACAUAUGAUAGCGAUGAUUUUAUUGGGUUCGGUUUUAUGAAGGAAACAAAACACGAUGGCUUGAUUGAAGCAUGUGGAGUCUGCCCAAUAUAUGCCCCAGAUUAUCACAACUUCCUUCAGCAAGAGGAAUUGGAGGUGGGAACAAGGGAGCAAAGGACUUUUGAAGAUAUUGAGGAGCAUUCAUUUCGUGGAAUACUGGAAUAUGCUAGUUUCUCACUGAAGCAAGCAAAAUAUGGUGGUUUUGAGACAAGUACUAUUCCAGAGUGGUUUGCAUACAAAAGCUUGACAACAGGGUCUUCUGUCUCUGUUCAGCUUAAUCCUAGUUUUGAUGGCUUAUUGGGUUUCGUUUUCUGCUUUGUUAUUCCUCAAUUCUCCUUAAAAGAAAGGGAUCUACGGCACUCAUCAUGUGGAUACUAUGAUGAAAAUAACAUUUAUCAAGAAGGCCCUAGAGGAUGGCAUUAUUCAAUGAUCGGAUUGAAUUCAAAUAAUGUUUUCCUAUGGUAUGAUCCCCUCUAUUGUGAACUCAUUCUGGAGGAUAUUCAAAGCAGAAUAGGCCCCAGUAAAUCUGAGAAAUAUGAAUCAAAGGUCACAUUUGAAUUUAAGUUUGGCGAUUGCUUGAUCAAAGAAGGUGGAGUUCGCCCAAUAUAUGCCUCAAAAUACAGAGAGUUCCUUCAACAAAAGGAAUUGGAGUUGAAGUUAAUAACAGGAAAAAAGAGGUGUCGGAGUAUUGAUGAUGAGCCACAGCAACCCACUGCCACAAAGAAAUGGAAGACGUCUUCAAUCCUUCAACCUGUUCCCCUGAGUUCUGAGUCCAAGACAUCUCAUGAUUUUGAUGAUGGCCAGGUUUCUUCUCAAGCUAACAUUGUUGGCAUUUUCCUGGAUGCAGUGUGUAGCAAUAGGCUAUAUGCAGUUGAGUUGGAUUAA